Messenger RNA from Drosophila subpulchrella, 855 nucleotides. RefSeq names its product thioredoxin-related transmembrane protein 1. The record is from RefSeq and is a predicted model, not a curated record. Bases 104 to 835 code for a protein of 243 amino acids. NCBI's taxonomy places the organism in Eukaryota, Metazoa, Arthropoda, Insecta, Diptera, Drosophilidae. The transcript has a single exon.
UCCAUAUCAGAUACCUAUCCAUACUUUUACAUUACUGUCACUAUAACGCACAAAACAAAAAGAUAUAUAAUCGAAAAAUUGAAAAUUCCUUUGAGUUUACAUAAUGAAUUCGAAGUUUCUGCUGAUUCUACUGGCCUCCGGGUCCAUGAUGCCGUUUCACGAAACCGAUAACUCCAUUACUACAGGACUCUGUCCCCGGUACAGAAGAUCAGAAUCAACCGAUUUGACAGGCGAAAAUGGCAGGGGAUCAAUUACCAUGAUCGAUGAGAUUAACUGGAUGGAGGUGCUAACCGGCGAGUGGCUGGUGAUAAUCUGUUCGCAACGGGAGCCGAAGUGCAAGGAUCUAAAAAGGAGCUUAUAUAAUUUGGCUACCACUUCUAUGGGUUGCCUCGAUGUUGGACUGGCCUUUUGCGAUCUCUCCAAGCUUUCGACUAUGCAAAGACGAUUCUCCGCCUUUACCGAUGAGACCAUAUAUCAUGUGAUGGAAGGGGACUUUCGAAAAUUGAAUGCUAAACAAGACCUGAUAUCCUUCCGCGAUCUCCUGCAUCUGCGUGAAUGGGUGGAGAUUCCCACAAUGCCGUUUUGGAGACACCCAACUUCCUUAUUUACAAAUUUUUCCGUUUUUGCUUUCAAUACGCUUGUCACUUUACUGCGUUCUGGACUUGUUGGUCAAAACAUUUUGCUGGCCAACAUUGUCCUUAAUUUGUUGUUUAUCAGCGUACUGAAUAUUGUCAUUCUAACCAUAUAUGUCUUGAGGCUUUUAAUCAUGAAAAUUAUUUUCAAAUAUCAUCAAUCAAAAAUAAUGCACUACCAGUUAACUCCCUAUAUAAAUUAGACAUCUGAAAAUUAUACAAA